AGAUUUCUGCCGUGAGAAUUGCCAGUAACAGUUCACUAUGGGGGAUAUUCUGGCCCAUGAAUCUGAAUUACUUGGACUGGUGAAAGAGUGCAGGGGUCACAGGCAUGUGCUAUAGACCUGGAAUACCCUCCUUUGACUUUCGGCCAUUUAGUUUGCUACACUGAAAGCUUGGGCGUGUAGGAAUCUGGCAGACCUCUGAGGUUUGGAGCUGUUCAUUUAUUUAGAUUUUGCUGAAUUUGAAGAAACCCUGAAGACAUUUUCAAAAGAAUGCAAAGUCAAAGGAAAGCCACUGUGUAAAACUGCAAGUGGGUCAUUGAAGAAGGACUCCACGUCCCUGAUGAUCCAGAAGGAUUUGGUGGCAGCGUUUGACAGUGGAGACCAGAAGUUGUUCUUCGAUUUGUGGGAGGGACACGUUCCCAGCUCCAUCAGAGAUACUGACUCCCUGGCCCAGAAGCUGGAGUUCUACCUUCACAUCCAUUUUGCCAUCUAUCUUCUGAAGUACUCUGGAGGCAGGCCGGACAAACAGGAGCUAGAUGAGAGGAUUUCUUAUUUCAAAACCUACCUGGAAGCCAAAGGGGCUGCCCUGAGCCAGACCACAGAGUUUCUUCCCUUCUACGCCCUCCCCUUUGUGCCCAAUCCUGAGGUCCACCCCUCGUUUAAAGAACUCUUCCAGGAUUCUUGGACUCCAGAAUUAAAGCUGAAGCUGGAAAAGUUUUUAGCUUUAAUUUUUAAAGCCAGUAACACGCCAAAACUUGUUACCAUCUAUAAGGAGAAUGGACAGAAUAGCAAAGAAAUGCUGCAGCAGCUCCACCAGCAGCUGGUGGAGGCCGAGCGCCGGGCCAUGACCUACCUCAAGCGGUACAAUAAGAUCCAGGCCGACUACCACAACCUCAUCGGAGUCACAGCUGAGCUGGUGGAUUCUCUAGAGGCGACAGUCAGUGGCAAGAUGAUCACCCCCGAGUACCUGCAGAGCGUCUGCGUCCGCCUCUUCAGCAACCAGAUGCGGCAGAGCCUGGCACACAGUGUGGACUUCACAAGGCCUGGGACGGCCGCAACCAUGUUACGAGCCUCUUUGGUACCUGAGAAGUUGAAGGAUGUCCCAUUACUGCCCUCCCUGGAUUAUGAGAAACUGAAGAAGGAUUUGAUCUGGGGCAGUGACCGCUUGAAAGCCUUCUUGUUGCAGGCUCUGCGCUGGCGCUUGACCACAUCCCAUCCUGGAGAGCAGAGGGAGACAGUCUUGCAAGCCUAUAUCAGCAAUGACCUCUUGGAUUGUCACAGCCACAACCAGAGGAGCGUGCUGCAGCUGCUGCACUCCAAGAGCGAGGCUGUGCGCCAGUACAUGGCCAGGCUCAUCAAUGCCCUGGCGUCCCUGGCUGAAGGUCGACUCUACCUAGCCCAGAACACAAAGGUUCUCCGGAUGCUGGAGGGAAGGCUGAAGGAGGAAGACAAGGAUGUCAUCACUCGUGAGAAUGUCCUUGGGGCCCUGCAGAAGUUCAGCCUCAGGCGCCCACUGCAGACUGCGAUGAUUCGUGACGGCCUCAUCUUCUGGCUGAUCGACCUUCUGCAGGACCCCGACUGCCUGUCUGACUACACACUGGAGUACUCUGUGGCUUUGCUCAUGAACCUCUGCCUUCGUAGUGCAGGAAAGAACACGUGUGCCAAAGUGGCAGGGCUCGUGCUCAAAGUCCUUUCAGACCUCCUUGGCCAUGAGAACCGUGAGAUACAGCCAUACGUGAAUGGAGCCCUGUACAGCAUCCUUUCCAUCCCGUCCAUUCGUGAGGAGGCCAGAGCCAUGGGAAUGGAGGAUAUCCUGCGAUGCUUCAUCAAAGAAGGCAGCGCCGAAAUGAUCCGCCAGAUAGAGUUCAUCAUCAAGCAGCUGAAUUCCGAAGAUUUACUGGAUGGUGUUCUUGAAUCCGAUGAUGAUGAAGAUGAAGAUGAUGAAGAGGAUCAUGACAUCAUGGAAGCUGACCUGGACAAAGAUGAACUGAUCCAGCCCCAGCUUGGAGAACUCUCAGGAGAGAAGCUUCUAACCACGGAGUACUUGGGAAUCAUGACCAACACUGGGAAGCCUCGGCGCAAAGGCCUGGCCAGUGUGCAGUGGAGUGGGGAUGAGCCCCUGCGUCGGCCUGUCACCCCUGGCGGCCACAGGACGGGGUGCCCAGUGCUGGGAGACCAUCUCGUUUCUCCCCAGAAUGCCCAACGAGCCAGAAAUAGCUGUCUGCAGGCCUUACCAGUCACUCAGCCGGACGUCUGCAAAGAGGGCAAACCAGGUGUCGCUGGGCAUGGCACAUCCUUUUCAUCAGUUAUGAAUUUAAAGUCAAGAGAGUGGUUAUUAGCUGGACAUCAAGAAGAGCCUCACUUGAUUCCCCCAGCAGCCUCCAGCUGGCCAAAGAACGUGAACCAGGACCCAAGCAGUGGACAUACCACCAGGGAAUUCACGUCGGCUUUCACCUUCAAGCCCUGGGUACCCGGUACUCCAGAGACCAUGGAGCUGAACACACUCACGGCAAAAGCAUCGUCUCUGGCCCCGCAGUUCUCAAGUGGUCCCCAACAGGCCAGCCGCCCAGCUUCCACAGCAUCCUCCACGAGGGGCCUGCACAGCAGUCAGUCCUACAGGAAGUGAAGAUGGCUUCUUUCCCAAGCUGUCACUGUCACGUGUCUGAUGACCCAUCGACUUCUGGUUCUCUACCAGCAGCUGCAGGGGAUGGAUGUGAAGAGACACUUGUCUCUGAGAUCCUGGGUGUGGAGGAUCCCAGGAAUGCCAGCCCCUCCAGGCUGCCAGGCGUGAGGCUGUCAGAGCUCCACUAUCCAGGCAUCGUCUCCGCAGACCGAGCCAUGGGAGGAGGGUUGGGAGAGGCCUUGACUGCCCUCCUGGUGAGAAGAGGUUACCUGGUCAUCCUUUGCACCCAGAGGAGAAAAAGGGGUAGCCUUUGACCUCAAGACACUUUGUGGCCACAGGGAAUGGCAAAUUCCAGACUCAGCUUCCUUGGCCUUCAUAGAGUCUAGGCUAGACAUGAAGCCACACCAUCAAGCCAUCCAGACCGAGAAGGCUAUGCCGGAAGAGUCUUUUCCCAGAUGCUUGGCCAGGGAGGCUGGUGAAAGGUGACACCUCAUUCCUCACAUGAACCAACUACAAGCUAAUGAGGAGGCUCAGCCUCAGCCAGGGUAUUUGCUGCCUCUAAAUCAGCGGUUCCCAACUUGUGGGUUGUGACUCCUUCAGAGGAGGGAGGGGUCAAAUGACCUUUUCACAGGGGUCUCAUAUCAAAUAUCCUGCAUAUCAGAUACGAUUAUGAUUCAUAACAAUAGCAAAAUUCCAUUAUGAAAUAGCAAUGAAAGUAAUGUUAUGGUUGGGGUCAGCACAACCUGAGGACCUGUAUUACAGGGCACAGCAUUAGGAAGGGUGAGAACCACUGCUCUAAACUCUGCUGAAAGAUAUAAUGUUCCCGGAGAUGGGAUGAAGGGGACGGGGAAAAGAUGUGGACACACUGCUCAUGUACAAAGUUCUGAAAAAAUAAAUUUAAAAACAAGACUAUGCUAUGGGCCCAGGGAUGUAGCUAAGGGGUAGAGUGCUUUCCUAGCAUGCAAGCCCUGGGUUCCAUCUUUAGUACCAGAGACCAUACGUGGUCAUACUCACCUGUCAUUCAGCACUCAGGACAGGGAGGCAUGGGACUGAGAAGUUCAAGAUCAUCCUGUGCUACAUAGUGAGUUUGAGGCCAGCCUGGGCUACAUGAGAUCUGGUUUUUAGAAGAAGGAUAAGGUGUGCUCUAGAAUACAAAGUAGACUCAGGCUCCUCAAACAGUUGUUUGGGUUUCUGUGGUUGUUUUCAGAUUGGUUGGUUUUAUGUAUCUUGACAUGAAAUCUUUGUGUGUGCACAUGUGUGUGCCUGGUGCCCACAGAGGCUGGAAGAAGGUCUCAGAAGCCCUCACAUUGGAGUUACAGGCAGCUGCGAGCCUCCAUAUAGGCCCUGCAACAAAUGCUCUUAACCGCCGCCGAGCCGUCUCUCCAGCCCCUGUGUACAGUUGUAAAGGGCUUAGAAAUGUGGCCAGCUUGACCUGUCUCCUGCCCCACCCUGGUCUGGAAGUCACAUCUCUCUCCAACACUCCAGAAAUAUGUGCCUCUCUCUGCACUUAAGGCCUGAAGUGCCUGCUGACCUCCUAGCUCUGCCUGUGGAUGUCCAAAGUAAGGGUGUCUGAAGGGCACACAGCGUGUGGCAGAGGGAAGGACUCUGGCGUCAAGUCACUCUGUGGUGGAACCUGGGGAUGAACUGAAAGGAGCAUCAUGGAGAAGGCACUCCACCGCACCAGCCAACACCCCCGAGAUUCCACAGGUGCCAGUGCCUGGCACAGCCUUUCCCUGCCUGGUGUGGGAGCAGCAGACACCCAGGCUGGGGAGAGUUAUCUUUUCAGGCCCCGGAAUGAAGGCAACAGCGAUCUCUCCCUCAAGCCCCUACCUGGGUAGAAGUCAGGCUGCUUGUCUGUUGUCUGGGGAGGAGGAGAAGUGCUCUUUUAGAGGGACGGACGAGGGAAUCCUGUGAGGACUCAGCACACUGAGAUCACCAAGCGAGGUGUGGGUUGUUCUCUGGGAACGAAAGCAUUACCCUUAGCACUCCUACACGGCCUGCUCGCAGCACACACUUGAACCCCCCACAGCUGAAACUAGCAAUAGGCCUGGUUUUUAAUAGGUUUCCCUGUGUAACCCAGGCUGGCCUGGAACUGGCUGUGGUACAGCUGUCUCCAAACCCCAGAUCCGCCUGCCUGAUCCUUUUUAAAAGUUCUGACAACUUGGGGCUGAUACACGGCUCAGUGGUUAAGAGUGUGGACCGCUCUCGCAGAGGACCUCAGGGCCAGCACUCAUGCAGCCAUGCCCUCCGCAGACACACAUUCAUACCCGUAAUUGAAAAUAAGAUAGAGCUUUUGAACAACUUUUUCAUAAAUAAUCAAGUACUCCAAGUGCCUGCUUGCCCUGCUGAGAUUGGGGAUGAACCCAGUCUACAGGGGGGAAAAAUCAGAUAAAACGUUUGUUGGUUUGUUUGUUUGAGACAGGGUUUUUCUGUGUAGCCCUGGCUGUCCUGGAACUCGCUCUGUGCACCAGGCUGGCCUCAAACUCACAGAGAUUCGCCUGCCUCUGCCUCCCGAGUGCUGGGAUUAAAGGCGUGCGUCACCACCGCCCAGCUCAAAUAAAAUAUUUUAAUUUCAUUUAUUUAUUAUUAUGCAAAUAUGUUGUCUGUGAGUGAGGACAGGUUUUCCAGUUGCCAUGGUACACACGUGGAGGUCAGAGAUCAACUUUGUGGGGUCACUUCUCCUUCCCCCUAUACAUGAGUUCUGGGCAUUGAACUGGGAUCAUCAAGCUUGUAAAACAAGCUGAGCCAUCUCUCCAGCCCAAGCAAAACUUUCUAAAAAGUAGUCUGGAGGUCUAAACCAGGAGUGGUGGCGCACGCCUUCAGUCCCUGAUCUUGGAGGCAGAGGCAGAUGGAUCUCUGUGAGUUCAAGGCCCACUUGGUCUAUCAAGCAAACUCCAGGCCAGCCAGAGCUACAUAGUAAGACCCUGUUUCCAAAAGAAAGGAAUCUGUGGAGGUUUAGUCAUGUGGCACCUAAAAAUUGCCAGUGACUGAGGAAGCCAUUGGAGGACUUCUGAAAGAAUGGGUACCUCAGGUGGCUUAGAGGAGCCUCUGUCCUGGAAGCUGAGCCCAGCUCUGCUGCCCAUGGGAGUUUCUUCUAAGCAUUGAUCCCCCUGCCCCCUCAAUUUUCUUGAGUCUUGGGUUUUCCUGUGUAGCCCUGGCUGUCCUGGAACUCACUAUUUAAACCAGGCUGGCCUCAAACUUGGAGAUCCACAUGUCUCUGCCUCCCAAGUACUGGGAUUAAAAGUAUCACCACUUUUUAAAAGUUUGUGCCCAACUCAAACUUUGAAUAAAUAAAUAAAAGCAAGUCUGACCCUGCACUUGCAUGACACUACCUGCUUGCCUAGUCCUAAUCCUGGUCCUUGUUACAACAAAACUUUAUUUAUAAAGUAAGCAGCUAGGCACAUGGGCAAGUUUCCUUAUUUAACUUUUUUUGGUUUUUUUUGGGUUUUUUUCAAGACAGAGUUUCUCUUUGUAGGUUUGGUGCCUGUUCUGGAACUCACUCUGUAGACUAGGCUGGCCUCGACCUUAUUUGACUUUUUAAAUACUACAUUAAAGUAUUAUUUAUCUUGA
Messenger RNA from Peromyscus californicus insignis, 6190 nucleotides. RefSeq names its product armadillo repeat containing 9 (gene Armc9). Gene Ontology annotation, biological process: cilium assembly. Gene Ontology annotation, molecular function: protein binding. The transcript has 25 exons. Gene Ontology annotation, cellular component: ciliary tip; ciliary basal body; centriole. Lineage: Eukaryota; Metazoa; Chordata; Mammalia; Rodentia; Cricetidae. The record is from RefSeq and is a predicted model, not a curated record. The coding region runs from base 338 to 2623 and encodes 761 amino acids.